AUGAGGAGCACAAUCGCCAGAUCUUGGGCAAGUUUCGAGACGCUUAGCGACGACGACCCGACAACCAGCCCCUUCAACGGAAUUGCCAGUUUCAUAAUUCAAGAUGAGUACGUCCGAUGUCGAAACAUCGCACUGCGACCCUCCGCAACGUCGAACAACUUCAAACUAACAACCACCACAGCUAAGGGUACCGGGAGUUUCGGAAAGCGUCACAACAAGACGCACACUUUGUGCCGUCGUUGUGGCAAGCGGUCUUUCCACAUCCAGAAGUCCACCUGUGCCAACUGUGGCUACCCUGCUGCCAAGACCCGCAAGUACAACUGGGGUGAGAAGGCCAAGCGCCGCAAGACCACCGGCACCGGCCGCAUGCGCUCCCUGCGUGAUGUCCACCGCCGCUUCCUCAACGGCUUCCAGACCGGUACCCCCAAGGGUGCCCGCGGCCCCGUGACCAACUAG
This is a messenger RNA of Penicillium coprophilum, 456 nucleotides long. Its product is annotated as 60S ribosomal eL37 domain-containing protein. The transcript has 5 exons. Gene Ontology annotation, cellular component: cytosolic large ribosomal subunit; ribosome. The record is from RefSeq and is a predicted model, not a curated record. Gene Ontology annotation, biological process: translation. Gene Ontology annotation, molecular function: structural constituent of ribosome; RNA binding. The coding region runs from base 1 to 456 and encodes 151 amino acids. Lineage: Eukaryota; Fungi; Ascomycota; Eurotiomycetes; Eurotiales; Aspergillaceae.